This is a messenger RNA of Lontra canadensis (Northern American river otter), 3749 nucleotides long. It is a transcript of the gene CLCN5, whose product is annotated as chloride voltage-gated channel 5. The coding region runs from base 439 to 2889 and encodes 816 amino acids. NCBI's taxonomy places the organism in Eukaryota, Metazoa, Chordata, Mammalia, Carnivora, Mustelidae. The transcript is spliced from 15 exons. The record is from RefSeq and is a predicted model, not a curated record. Gene Ontology annotation, biological process: transmembrane transport; chloride transport. Gene Ontology annotation, cellular component: synaptic vesicle; early endosome; Golgi apparatus. Gene Ontology annotation, molecular function: voltage-gated chloride channel activity.
CGUCUGUCACAUGAGCCGCGCGCCCGCUCCGCUCCCCCUCCUCCCGGCUGGGCUGUGAAUGAAGCUCUGCCGGCUACGUGGGGCGCUAGCUCAGCUGGGUGUCCUGGACGCCAGAGCCGUCUGAGCGCUCGGCCGGCCGGCGGCCGACACGGGCUCCGCCGCCCCCGACCUCGGCGACAGAGCAAAUCAGUUUCCUGGAGUGCCAAGCGAAGUUGUCCGUGUGCCCGUGAGAUAACGUCAGUGUAAGCUACCCCGAAUAAGUGAGGGAAAUCGACAACCGUGGAGCAUAAAAAUCCAGUUCAGAGCGUGAGCUGCUUGCAGGAAACAAGGCCACGCAGCUGCUGUUCCAUCUACAUCCCAUUCAAGCCUCCUUAUAAAACUGGAGGAAUUUGGGAAACUGAGUGUGUGACCCCCAACGUGGGAGAGGACAGGAUCAAGAUGGCCAUGUGGCAGGGAGCCAUGGAUAACAGAGGCUUUCAGCAGGGGAGUUUCAAUAGCUUCCGGAGCAGCUCCAGUGAUGAAGACUUGAUGGACAUUCCAGGGACAGCUAUGGAUUUUUCCAUGAGAGAUGAUGUUCCUCCCUUAGAUGGAGAAAUAGAAGAGGACAAGUCAUACAAUGGUGGAGGAAUAGGUUCUUCAAAUAGGAUGAUGGACUUCUUGGAGGAGCCGAUCCCUGGUGUGGGGACCUAUGAUGAUUUCAACACAAUUGACUGGGUGAGGGAGAAGUCUCGAGACCGGGAUAGGCAUCGAGAGAUUACCAAUAAAAGCAAAGAGUCGACAUGGGCCUUAAUUCACAGUGUGAGUGAUGCUUUUUCUGGCUGGUUGUUGAUGCUACUUAUUGGGCUUUUAUCAGGUUCCUUAGCUGGCUUGAUAGACAUUUCUGCUCAUUGGAUGACAGACUUGAAAGAAGGCAUAUGCACAGACGGAUUCUGGUUUAACCAUGAGCACUGUUGCUGGAACUCCGACCACGUCACCUUCGAAGACAGAGACAAAUGCCCAGAGUGGAACAGCUGGUCCCAGCUUAUCAUCAGCACGGAUGAGGGAGCCUUUGCCUACAUAGUCAAUUAUUUCAUGUAUGUCCUCUGGGCUCUCCUAUUUGCCUUCCUCGCCGUGUCUCUUGUCAAAGUGUUUGCACCUUAUGCCUGUGGCUCCGGAAUUCCUGAGAUAAAAACUAUCUUGAGCGGUUUUAUUAUUAGGGGCUAUUUGGGUAAGUGGACCCUGAUUAUCAAAACCAUCACAUUGGUGCUGGCCGUGUCAUCUGGCUUGAGCCUGGGCAAAGAGGGCCCCCUAGUGCACGUGGCUUGCUGCUGUGGGAACAUCCUGUGCCAUUGUUUCAACAAAUAUAGGAAGAAUGAAGCCAAGCGCAGAGAGGUCUUGUCGGCUGCAGCAGCAGCAGGCGUAUCUGUAGCCUUUGGGGCACCUAUCGGCGGAGUGUUAUUCAGCCUAGAAGAGGUCAGCUACUAUUUCCCCCUCAAAACGCUGUGGCGCUCAUUCUUUGCUGCCUUGGUGGCAGCAUUUACUCUACGUUCCAUCAAUCCCUUUGGCAACAGCCGCCUGGUUCUAUUUUAUGUGGAGUUUCACACCCCCUGGCAUCUCUUUGAGCUUGUGCCCUUCAUUCUGCUGGGCAUAUUUGGUGGUCUGUGGGGAGCUUUGUUUAUCCGCACCAACAUUGCCUGGUGUCGGAAGCGUAAGACCACUCAGCUGGGGAAGUAUCCUGUUGUAGAGGUACUCGUUGUGACAGCCAUCACUGCCAUCCUGGCUUUCCCCAAUGAAUACACCCGCAUGAGCACAAGUGAGCUCAUUUCUGAGCUAUUCAAUGACUGUGGACUUCUGGACUCCUCCAAGCUCUGUGAUUAUGAGAACCGUUUCAACACAAGCAAGGGGGGUGAGCUGCCCGACAGACCGGCUGGUGUGGGAGUCUACAGUGCCAUGUGGCAGCUGGCCUUGACACUCAUACUGAAAAUUGUCAUCACUAUAUUCACCUUUGGCAUGAAGAUCCCUUCUGGCCUGUUUAUCCCCAGCAUGGCUGUUGGUGCUAUAGCAGGUCGACUUUUAGGAGUGGGAAUGGAGCAGCUGGCUUAUUACCACCACGACUGGGCCAUCUUCAAUAGCUGGUGUAGUCAGGGAGCGGAUUGUAUCACUCCAGGCCUUUAUGCGAUGGUUGGGGCUGCAGCCUGCUUAGGUGGGGUGACGCGGAUGACCGUUUCUCUCGUUGUCAUAAUGUUCGAACUAACUGGGGGCUUGGAGUACAUUGUGCCUCUGAUGGCUGCAGCCAUGACAAGCAAGUGGGUGGCAGACGCUCUUGGGCGGGAAGGCAUCUAUGAUGCCCACAUUCGUCUCAACGGUUACCCCUUUCUUGAAGCCAAAGAGGAGUUUGCCCAUAAGACCCUGGCAAUGGAUGUGAUGAAACCCCGGAGAAAUGAUCCUUUAUUGACUGUCCUUACUCAGGACAGUAUGACUGUGGAAGAUGUAGAGACUGUCAUCAGUGAAACCACUUACAGUGGCUUCCCAGUGGUGGUGUCCCGGGAGUCCCAAAGACUUGUGGGUUUUGUUCUCCGAAGGGAUCUCAUUAUUUCAAUUGAAAAUGCACGGAAGAAACAGGAUGGGGUUGUGAGCACGUCCAUCAUUUAUUUCACCGAGCAUUCUCCUCCCAUGCCGCCAUACACCCCGCCCACCCUGAAGCUGCGGAACAUCCUGGAUCUCAGCCCCUUCACUGUGACUGACCUCACCCCCAUGGAGAUUGUCGUGGACAUCUUCCGCAAGCUGGGACUGCGGCAGUGCCUGGUUACGCACAACGGGCGGUUGCUCGGAAUCAUUACCAAAAAGGAUGUGUUAAAGCAUAUAGCACAGAUGGCGAACCAAGAUCCUGACUCCAUUCUCUUCAACUAGAAUCACAGGGUUGUGCUGGAUAUAAAACAGGAAGGACAUUGCAGACCAUGGAUAUAUUUUGUUAACUGGGUACCCAAAACACAUUUCCCGUAUUUGGAGGGUGAAGUUAUAUUAUUAGUGUGUUGUCCCUUUCCUCUAAGUUAACCAGUUGCACUACAUAAUCUCUGGAAUUUAAUCUUCUCUUUAGGAGAAAAUACAGUUAGGCUUCUGUGAUAUUGCAUUAGGAAGAUUUAUGAAAGAGUCAACGAGAUUGCUCUGGUUUCAUUCUUUUUAUUUUUUUUUAAAUUUAAAACACAAUUGUUAGCCAAUAUGCAAUCACUGAAAACUAUGCAAGAAAAAUUCCAACCGUCCUGACCUAUAGCCUGCAGGAAACUCAUGAAAAAGUCACUUUUUUUGGACUCUAACUGUCGUUGGUGGAAGAUGAAGUGUAAGCUAAGGGGCUUUGCUUUUCCAACCACAGAAAGGAAAGCCAGAAGGAAAAUAGUAAUGGUGUUUUCCAGACUGUGAAAAUUCAGUUCAAAUGUUAUCUUGUUCCUGUUACACUAUUUAGCAUUAUUAGUUUGUGUGUGUGUAUGUGUACGUUAAUUUUAAUAUCUGAUUAUAAGACAAUGCUGCUUUGGUUAACCUUCUCUAAACGAAUUUAGAGAGGUUGACUUUUAUAGCUUGCUUGUUCCUGGUACUCUUUUGAAAUGCACAAAGAUAAGUCAUGGAACUUUCUCCUUGUCUGCAAAAAGGGUAAUUUUCCUGAUGGUAUCUGUUAGCCAGUAGACAAGGACUUCGUCAUGAAUUUGUUAGUAGCAAGGAAUGAUUUCUUCAGCUUCCUUGGAAUGAAUGAUUAGUAAAGUUCUAAGCAAAAUCAA